Labeo rohita (rohu) is the source of this 2722-nucleotide messenger RNA. It is a transcript of the gene top1mt, whose product is annotated as DNA topoisomerase I mitochondrial. The record is from RefSeq and is a predicted model, not a curated record. NCBI's taxonomy places the organism in Eukaryota, Metazoa, Chordata, Actinopteri, Cypriniformes, Cyprinidae. Gene Ontology annotation, molecular function: DNA binding; DNA topoisomerase type I (single strand cut, ATP-independent) activity. Gene Ontology annotation, biological process: DNA replication; chromosome segregation; DNA topological change. The transcript has 22 exons. Bases 220 to 2607 code for a protein of 795 amino acids. Gene Ontology annotation, cellular component: chromosome; nucleolus.
CCUGGAAAUUCACUGUUCCUGAUGUUUGAGAUCACAGGAGAUGAAGGUGUUCUUCAUGUUCAGGUGUGUUUGUUCCAGCAGGUGGCGCUGUGACUGAUUUUGCGCAUUUGAUUGCAAGUGGAACUUAAAACAUUUCAGGUGUGACAGGUGACAGGUGACAUGCAUCUGAUGCCGCUGUGAGAUUCUCUCAGUGACGAGCAGAAAACACGAACUUGCAGGAUGAAACUGGAAAAGGAAAAACACGAUAAAAGAGAGAAGAAGAAGUCCAAACAUUCCUCUAAAGACAGAGAGAAGGACUCGGAGCCGAAUGGCAAACACAAACCCUCCUCAAAGAUGCAGGAGUCAGACAGUCAAUCUGGAGUCAGCAGCAGUGCGGUGAAAAGCGAAGCAGGAGAUGGUGAAAUGCAUGAGGACGUUAAAGUAGGUCCUGAUGAAAGAACUCAAGAUGAUGGACAGGAGAAAUCAAGUUCACCAGAAAUCAACAACAACAAGAAGAACAACAAACAGAAGACUCGAUCAAAAAGCAGCAAGGAGCGUCACAAUCAUAAGGAGAAGAGCGAGCAGACUGCAGAUCAGGAGCUGUGCGACGUGGAUGGAAACCUGCAAAACGAGAGCAACGGAGACUCAAAUCAGGCGGACGAGGGUCACGGGUGCGAAUCUGAGGCCGCGCCGAAGCAGGAGGCGGACGAACCGCAGGCCGCGGCACCUGUCAAGAUAAAGAAGAAGAGAGUCAAAGAUGAAAAGAGCCCAGAGAAACACGACGAUAAGAAUCAGACGUCUGGGAAGAAGAGGAAAAAACAGACUUCUGAACACGACAAAGCAGAGAAGAACAAAAAGAUCAAGAAAGGUGGAGACGAGGAGGACAAGAAGAAGAAAAAGGGGAAGAAGGAGGACAAGAAAGACGAGGAGUCUGAUAAGUGGAAGUGGUGGGAGGAGGGAAAAUUAUCAGACUCUCAGAAAUGGAGCAGUUUGGAGCACAAAGGGCCGUAUUUUCCUCCCGAAUACGAGCCGCUGCCUGAUAACGUCUGCUUUUAUUAUGACGGUCAGACGGUGAAACUCAGUCCAGCUACGGAGGAAAUCGCCACUUUCUACGCUAAGAUGCUGGAUCACGAAUACACCACUAAAGAGGUGUUUCAGAACAACUUCUUCGGCGACUGGAGGGAGGUAAUGACUAAAGAUGAGCGCAAGUUGAUCAAGACGCUCUCCAAGUGUGACUUCAGUCAGAUCCUCAAGUAUUUUGUGGAGAAAUCGGAGGAGCGUAAGAACAUGACGAAGGAGGAGAAGCAGGUCCUGAAAGACGAGGCCAACCGGCUGAUGGAGGAGUACGGCUACUGUCUGCUGGACGGACACCGCGAGAAGAUCGGCAACUUCAAGCUGGAGCCGCCGGGGCUGUUCCGCGGCCGAGGAGAACAUCCCAAGAUGGGCAAACUGAAGAAACGCAUCCAGCCGGAGGACGUGACCAUCAACUGCAGCGAAGAUUCAAAGGUCCCAGAGCCCCCUGCAGGUCACCAGUGGAAGCGCGUUCAACACGAUAACACUGUCACAUGGCUGGCGUCGUGGCUGGAGAACAUUCACGGACGACCCAAAUACAUCAUGCUGAACCCCAGCUCCAAACUCAAGGGCGAGAAAGACUGGCAGAAGUACGAGACGGCUCGGCGGCUGAAGAUGAGCGUGGACUCCAUCAGGAAGCGGUACAGACGCGACUGGAAGUCCAGAGAGAUGAAGAGCCGACAGCGAGGAGUCGCCAUCUACUUCAUCGACAAGCUGGCGCUGCGAGCGGGGAACGAGAAGGACGACGAGUCGGCCGAUACGGUGGGCUGCUGUUCUCUGCGUGUCGAGCACAUCAGGCUCCACCGGCGUCUGGACGGACAGGAACACGUGGUGGAGUUCGACUUCCUGGGCAAAGACUCCAUCCGCUACUACAACAAAGUGCCUGUGGAGAAACAGGUUUUCAAAAACCUGAAACUGUUCAUAAAGCAUAAAGAUCCAGAAGAUGAUUUAUUUGAUCGAAUUACAACGAUCAACCUCAACAAAACCCUGAACGAGUCCAUGUCUGGACUGACGGCCAAAGUGUUUCGAACCUUCAACGCCUCGACCACGCUGCAGGAUCAGCUCAACAAACUCACCACAGAGGACAUGACGGUGGAGGAGAAGAUCCUGUCGUAUAAUCGGGCCAAUAGAGCCGUGGCCAUCCUCUGUAACCACCAGAGGGCAGCACCCAAAACCUUUGAGAAAUCAAUGCAGCUGCUGCAGGAGAAGAUCCAGAAGAAAAAGGAACAAAUUGAAGAGGCCAAAAAAGAGCUGAAGGAAGCGAAGAAAGCACAUAAGGACGCUCCGUCUGACAAAUCCAAGAAGCUGCUGGAGAAGAAGGAGAAGGCCGUCCAGAGACUAUGUGAGCAGCUAAAGAAGCUGCAGCUGCAGGAAACCGAUCGUGAGGAGAACAAGGUCAUCGCUCUGGGAACGUCCAAACUCAACUACCUGGACCCGCGCAUCACCGUGGCCUGGUGUAAGAAGCAUCAGGUCCCCAUUGAAAAGAUCUACAACAAAACCCAGAGGGACAAGUUCGCCUGGGCCAUUGACAUGACUGACGAGAACUUCCAGUUCUGAAGAUCCGCCUGUGUUUCCGUGUUAAUCGUGUGCUGUUUGAUUAUUUGUGGUGUUUUGUUUUGUUUGAUCUGUUGUGUAAGACAAUCACAUCUCCAGUAAAGCCUCUCGUACAUCA